UUUUUUUCAGCGGGAUACCAGCAGACAGGAGGGAACCUUCCACCCCAGGCUUAUCCCCAGCCUCGGCCUUAUGUACCUCCUCCUAGAACCACAACAACCAUCAUUACACCACCAGGUCCAAUUAUUAUGAACAUGGCUUUUGGUGAGUGUCCGCUUAGCAUGGUGUGUCCGCACUGCCAGACGCACAUCAUUACAUGUACAACAUAUCAAGAUGGAACCUUAACAUGGCUUGCUGCUGGAGCUAUUUGUCUUGUGGGCGGCUGGUUAGGUUGUUGUUUGAUUCCAUUCUGUUUGGAUGGUUGCAAAGAUGUUAUUCACUCCUGUCCUAACUGCCAUGCAAGACUUGGAAGUUAUCGCCGAAUGUAGAGUGUUCUGCAAGUCAUAACUGAUAUGUACUGUACAGUAAUAUUGAUGAGUUUCGCUUGAUACAAUGCAGACCAUUUGUUUUCCAUGCCUCGUCAGAACAAAAGAAUGAAUUAUUUACUAGUAGUAUUAUUCAGUAUAUUAAUGUAGAAUUGCCUUACGCUUUUUCUUAAUAGCUGGGCUAAAUGUAUUUUCAAAUUACUCUAUUUUCAGAAAUUGGUAAUAACACAUAAUAUGGGCUAAAAUUUUGAUCUGGAUAUAACUGCAGUCAGUAUAACAUAAACCUCUUGAGGUGCCUUGUUCCUGUUAGUUUAACUUUCCAGGUAAACUUGAAACUUGGACCACAGCCAAAUCUAGAAGUGGUCUUUCCAGUAAACAACUCUCCAAGCAGACUUCAGCUUUGGUCAUUUUAGCAGCCAUUACAGCUGGUAAAACAAGUUUAGAACGUCUGUGGAAGACUGGGUUCAGGAAUAUUGAAAUAAAAUUAAUAUUGAAAACAA
Orbicella faveolata is the source of this 863-nucleotide messenger RNA. Its product is annotated as lipopolysaccharide-induced tumor necrosis factor-alpha factor homolog. The record is from RefSeq and is a predicted model, not a curated record. NCBI's taxonomy places the organism in Eukaryota, Metazoa, Cnidaria, Anthozoa, Scleractinia, Merulinidae. Gene Ontology annotation, molecular function: zinc ion binding.